Closterium sp. Yama58-4 is the source of this 732-nucleotide messenger RNA. The record is from the annotation of a GenBank genome assembly. NCBI's taxonomy places the organism in Eukaryota, Viridiplantae, Streptophyta, Zygnematophyceae, Desmidiales, Closteriaceae.
AUGGCUACUCCUCCUGUACUCGCUUUCGAUGCUGAGGGCCGCCCAGUGAAGUUCGACACCUGGCUCGAUGACCUCCACCUCUUCCUACAGCUCACUGCCAAGGAGGACAUCUCACUGUACGAUCACGCCCUAGGCCAUGCUACUGCCCCUCCUUCCACUGCUGACAGCACUCAGCGCUCACAGUGGCAGACUCGUGACGCCCACGCUCGCUUUGCCAUUCGCAACUCCCUGCCGCUAGAUGAGCGCGAGCACUUUGGCCAGCACAAAACUGCUAAGGACCUGUACACUGCUGUCGUCGCUCGUUACUCCUCACCUGCUUCUGCCGCACUAGGCCGCCUCUCACUCCCCUACCUGUUCCCCGACCUGGCCUCCUUUCACACAGUUGCUGACCUCAUCACCCACCUCAAGACUAGGGUGUUCCCCUUCCCCCCUUCUCCCCUCUGUCGCCUCUGCUGCUGCUGUCGACCUCCUUGGUGCCGAGCGGACGCCGCAGGAACAAAGGGGGCAGGGGUGGAGGUGGCGGCGGGGGAGGCGGGGGUGGAGGCGGUGGGAGUGGAGGAGGGGCUGGAGAGGCUAGUGGCGGCAGUGGGGGUGGUGACGGCAGCGGCGGGGGCGGUGGCAGGGGCGGGGGCGGCAGCGGGGGCGGAGGUGGUCGUGGCAGCGGCAGAGGAGGAGGUGGUCGAGGAGGUGGCGGCGGCGGUGGUGGUCGUGGAGGAGCUGGCGGUGGUCUGA